AUGUCCUGCUCUCUAGGAAGAAGACAGAAUGUCGAAAUAUUACAUUACUGGUGGAAGACUGGGGCCCAGGAUUCCAAUGUGCUCCAGAACAGCUCCAGAAUCACCAUCACCUCCAACCUCCAGUCCAGCUCUCUCCUUAUCUCCUCUGUCACAGCCAGGGACAGUGGGCUGUAUGUGUGUGAAAUAGUGGUAGACAAAACAUCUUUACUUUAUACCUACACUGGGAAUGGGUCACACCUCCUGGUCACAGGUAAAAUUGCCAUGUUAUAUACUUUAUAUAUUUAGCCAUGUAGUUGAAAACAUAUUGAAAACUUAGUGAGAUUUUUUUCUUUUUUUUUUUUUAAUACAUUCAGAAAUAGUUAUUUUUUUAGUUACAUAUUACAUAGACAAAGAGUACAUGUUUUUGCUAUAUGAUUCCCAACAAACAUAGGUAAAUUUAUAGUAAAAUAAUAAAAACAUAAAAGGUCAAGUGCCUAGUGAUAAAAAAAAAUAUUUAUAAAACAUUACAUAGUUACAUAGUUACAUAGCCGAAAAGAGACUUACGUCCAUCAAGUUCAGCCUUCCUCAAAUAUGUUUUUGCAGUUGGUCCAAAAGAAGGUAAAAAAAAACCCAGUCUGAAACUCUUCCAAUUUUGCAACAAACUAGGAAGAAUUUCCUUUUUGACCCCAAAAUAGCAGUCAGAUUUAUCCUUGGAUCAAGCAGCUAUUAUCCCACUAAUUAGAAAUUAUAUCCCUGUAUGUUAUGUUUUUGCAAGUAUUUAUCCAAUUGCAGUUUAAACAUCUGUAUGGACUGAUAAAACCACCUCUUCAGGUAAAGAAUUCCAUAUCCUUAUUGCUCUUACUGUAAAAAAAACUUGACUUUGCCUUAGAUGAAAUCUCCUUUCUUCCAGCCUAAAUGUGUGACCUUGUGUCCUAUGUAUAGCCCUGUUUAUGAAUAGAUUUGCAGAUAACGGUUUGUACUGGCCCCGAAUAUAUUUGUACUGCUCCCAGUGACCCUGUAAUAACAUAAUAUUUACUGCUCCCAGUGACCCUGUAAUAACAUAAUAUUUACUGCUCCCAGUGACCCUGCAAUAACAUAAUAUUUACUGCUCCCAGUGACCCUGUAAUAACAUAAUAUUUACUGCUCUCAGUGACCAUGUAAUACCAUAAUAUGUACUGCUCCCAGUGACCCUGUAAUAACAUAAUAUGUACUGCUCCCAGUGACCCCUGUAAUAACAUAAUAUGUACUGCUCUCAGUGACCAUGUAAUAACAUAAUAUUUACUGCUCCCAGUGACCCUGUAAUAACAUAAUAUUUACUGCUCCCAGUGACCCUGUAAUAACAUAAUAUUUACUGUUCCCAGUGACCCCUGUAAUAACAUAUUUACUGCUCCCUAGUGACCCUGUAAUAAUGUAAUAUUUACAGCUCCCAGUGACCAUGUAAUAACAUAAUAUUUACUGCUCCCAGUGACCCUGUAAUAACAUAAUAUUUACUGCUCCCAGUGACCAUGUAAUAAUAUAUUUACUGCUCUCAGUGACCAUGUAGUAACAUAAUAUUUACUGCUCCCAGUGACCCUGUAAUAAUAUAUUUACUGCUCCCAGUGACCCUGUAAUAAUAUAUUUACUGCUCCCAGUGACCAUGUAAUAACAUAAUAUUUACUGCUCCCAGUGACCCCUGUAAUAACAUAAUAUAUACUGCUCACAGUGACCCCUGUAAUAACAUAAUAUUUACUGCUCCCAGUGACCAUGUAAUAACAUAAUAUGUACUGCUCCCAGUGACUCUGUAAUAACAUAAUAUUUACUGCUCCCAGUGACCCUGUAAUAACAUAAUAUUUACUGCUCCCAGUGACCAUGUAAUAACAUAAUAUUUACUGCUCCCAGUGACCCUGUAAUAACAUAAUAUUUACUGCUCCCAGUGACCAUGUAAUAACAUAAUAUUUACUGCUCCCAGUGACCCCUGUAAUAACAUAAUAUUACUGCUCCCAGUGACCCUGUAAUAACAUAAUAUUUACUGCUCCCAGUGACCCCUGUAAUAACAUAAUAUUACUGCUCCCAGUGACCCUGUAAUAACAUAAUAUGUACUGCUCCCAGGGACCCUGUAAUAACAUAAUAUUUACUGCUCCCAGUGACCCUGUAAUAACAUAAUAUUUACUGCUCCCAGUGACCCUGUAAUAACAUAAUAUGUACUGCUCCCAGUGACCCUGUAAUAACAUAAUAUUUACUGCUCCCAGUGACCAUGUAAUAACAUAAUAUUUACUGCUCCCAGUGACCCCUGUAAUAACAUAAUAUUACUGCUCCCAGUGACCCUGUAAUAACAUAAUAUUUACUGCUCCCAGUGACCCUGUAAUAACAUAAUAUUUACUGCUCCCAGUAACCAUGUAAUAACAUAAUAUGUACUGUAAUAACAUAAUAUUACUGCUCCCAGUGACCCUGUAAUAACAUAAUAUUUACUGCUCCCAGUGACUGUAAUAACAUAAUAUUUACUGCUCCCAGUGACUCUGUAAUAACAUAAUAUUUACUGCUCCCAGUGACUCUGUAAUAACAUAAUAUUUACUGCUCCCAGUGACCCUGUAAUAACAUAAUAUGUACUGCUCCCAGUGACCAUGUAAUAACAUAAUAUUUACUGCUCCCAGUGACUCUGUAAUAACAUAAUAUUUACUGCUCCCAGUGACCCAGUAAUAACAUAAUAUUUACUGCUCCCAGUGACCCUGUAAUAACAUAAUAUUUACUGCUCCCAGUGACCCUGUAAUAACAUAAUAUUUACUGCUCCCAGUGACCCUGUAAUAACAUAAUAUUUACUGCUCCCAGUGACCCUGUAAUAACAUAAUAUUUACUGCUCCCAGUGACCCUGUAAUAACAUAAUAUUUACUGCUCCCAGUGACCCUGUAAUAACAUAAUAUUUACUGCUCCCAGUGACCCUGUAAUAACAUAAUAUGUACUGCUCCCAGGGACCCUGUAAUAACAUAAUAUUUACUGCUCCCAGUGACCCUGUAAUAACAUAAUAUUUACUGCUCCCUAGUGACCCUGUAAUAACAUAACAUUUACUGCUCCCAGUGACCAUGUAAUAACAUAAUAUUUACUGCUCCCAGGGACCCUGUAAUAACAUAAUAUUUACUGCUCCCAGUGACCAUGUAAUAACAUAAUAUUUACUGCUCCCAGUGACCCCUGUAAUAACAUAAUAUUACUGCUCCCAGUGACCCUGUAAUAACAUAAUAUUUACUGAUCCCUAGUGACCCUGUAAUAACAUAAUAUUUACUGAUCCCUAGUGACCCUGUAAUAACAUAAUAUUUACUGCUCCCAGUGACCAUGUAAUAACAUAAUAUGUACUGCUCCCAGGGACCCUGUAAUAACAUAAUAUUUACUGCUCCCAGUGACCCUGUAAUAACAUAAUAUUUACUGCUCCCUAGUGACCCUGUAAUAACAUAAUAUUUACUGCUCCAAGUGACCCUGUAAUAACAUACUAUUUACUGCUCCCAGUGACUGUAAUAACAUAAUAUUUACUGCUCCCAGUGACUCUGUAAUAACAUAAUAUUUACUGCUCCCAGUGACUCUGUAAUAACAUAAUAUUUACUGCUCCCAGUGACUGUAAUAAUAUAAUAUUUACUGCUCCCAGUGACCAUGUAAUAACAUAAUAUUUACUGCUCCCAGUGACUCUGUAAUAACAUAAUAUUUACUGCUCCCAGUGACCCUGUAAUAACAUAAUAUGUACUGCUCCCAGUGACCCUGUAAUAACCUAAUAUUUACUGCUCCCAGUGACCCUGUAAUAACAUAAUAUGUACUGCUCCCAGUGACCCUGUAAUAACAUAAUAUGUACUGCUCCCAGUGACCAUGUAAUAACAUAAUAUGUACUGCACCCAGUGACCCUGUAAUAACAUAAUAUUUACUGCUCCCAGUGACCCUGUAAUAACAUAAUAUUUACUGCUCCCAGUGACCCUGUAAUAACAUAAUAUUACUGCUCCCAGUGACCCUGUAAUAACAUAAUAUUUACUGCUCUCAGUAACCCUGUAAUAACAUAAUAUUUACUGCUCCCAGUGACCCUGUAAUAACAUAAUAUUUACUGCUCCCAGUAACCAUGUAAUAACAUAAUAUGUACUGCUCCCAGGGACCCUGUAAUAACAUAAUAUUUACUGCUCCCAGUGACCCUGUAAUAACAUAAUAUUUACUGCUCCCAGUGACCCUGUAAUAACAUAAUAUGUACUGCUCCCAGGGACCCUGUAAUAACAUAAUAUUUACUGCUCCCAGUGACCCUGUAAUAACAUAAUAUUUACAGCUCCCAGUGACCCUGUAAUAACAUAAUAUAUACUGCUCCCAGUGACCCUGUAAUAACAUAAUAUUUACUGCUCCCAGUGACCCUGUAAUAACAUAAUAUUUACUGCUCCCUAGUGACCCUGUAAUAACAUAACAUUUACUGCUCCCAGUGACCAUGUAAUAACAUAAUAUUUACUGCUCCCAGUGACCCAGUAAUAACAUAAUAUUUACUGCUCUCAGUGACCCCUGUAAUAACAUAAUAUUUACUGCUCCCAGUGACCCUGUUAUAAAUAUAUAAUAUUUACUGCUCCUAGUGACCCUAAGUAAUAACAUAAUAUUUACUGCUCCUAGACUUGUAAUAACAUAAUAUUUACUGCUCCUAGUGACCCCUGUACAAUAUAAUAUUUACUGCUCCUAGCACCCUGUAAUAACAUAAUAUUUUACUUCCCAGUGACCCUGUAAUAAAUAUAAUAUUUACUGCUCCUAGUGACUCUGUAAUAAAUAAUAUUUACUGCUCCUAGUGACCCUGUAAUAACAUAAGCAUAUGUACUGCUCCCAGUGACCCUGUAAUAACAUAAUAUUUACUGCUCUCAGUGACCCUGUAAUAAUAUAAUAUUUACUGCUCAGUGACUUCCUAGUAAUAACAUAAUACAUUGCUCCUGUGCUUUUAAUCUCUGUAACAUAAUAUUUACUGCUCCCAGUGACCCUGUAAUAACAUAAUAUUUACUGCUCCCAGUGACCCAGUAAUAACAUAAUAUUUACUGCUCCCAGUGACCGUGUAAUAACAUAAUAUUUACUGCUCCCAGUGACCCUGUAAUAACAUAAUAUGUACUGCUCCCAGUGACCAUGUAAUAACAUAAUAUUUACUGCUCCCAGUGACCAUGUAAUAACAUAAUAUGUACUGCUCCCAGUGACCAUGUAAUAACAUAAUAUGUACUGCUCCCAGUGACUCUGUAAUAACAUAAUAUUUACUGCUCCCAGUGACCCUGUAAUAACAUAAUAUUUACUGCUCCCAGUGACCAUGUAAUAACAUAAUAUUUACUGCUCCCAGUGACCAUGUAAUAACAUAAUAUUUACUGCUCCCAGUGACCAUGUAAUAACAUAAUAUUUACUGCUCCCUGUGACCCUGUAAUAACAUAAUAUUUACUGCUCCCAGUGACCCUGUAAUAACAUAAUAUUUACUGCUCCCAGUGACUCUGUAAUAACAUAAUAUGUACUGCUCCCAGUGACCCUGUAAUAACAUAAUAUUUACUGCUCCCAGUAACCCUGUAAUAACAUAAUAUGUACUGCUCCCAGUGACCCUGUAAUAACAUAAUAUUUACUGCUCCCAGUGACCCUGUAAUAACAUAAUAUUUACUGCUCCCAGUAACCCUGUAAUAACAUAAUAUGUACUGCUCCCAGUGACCCUGUAAUAACAUAAUAUUUACUGCUCCCAGUGACUCUGUAAUAACAUAAUAUGUACUGCUCCCAGUGACUCUGUAAUAACAUAAUAUUUACUGCUCCCAGUGACUCUGUAAUAACAUAAUAUGUACUGCUCCCAGUGACUCUGUAAUAACAUAAUAUUUACUGCUCCCAGUGACCAUGUAAUAACAUAAUAUUUACUGCUCCCAGUGACCAUGUAAUAACAUAAUAUUUACAGCUCCCAGUGACCAUGUAAUAACAUAAUAUUUACUGCUCCCAGUGACCCUGUAAUAACAUAAUAUUACUGCUCCCAGUGACCCUGUAAUAACAUAAUAUUUACUGCUCCCAGUGACCAUGUAAUAACAUAAUAUGUACUGCACCCAGUGACCCUGUAAUAACAUAAUAUUUACUGCUCCCAGUGACCCUGUAAUAACAUAAUAUGUACUGCUCCCAGUGACCCUGUAAUAACAUAAUAUAUACUGCUCCCAGUGACCCUGUAAUAACAUAAUAUUUACUGCUCCCAGUGACCCUGUAAUAACAUAAUAUUUACUGCUCUCAGUGACCAUGUAAUAACAUAAUAUUUACUGCUCCCAGGGACCCUGUAAUAACAUAAUAUGUACUGCUCCCCAAUGACCCCUGUAAUAACAUAAUAUGUACUGCUCCCAGUGACUCUGUAAUAACAUAAUAUUUACUGCUCCCAGUGACCCUGUAAUAACAUAAUAUUUACUGCUCCCAGUGACCCUGUAAUAACAUAAUAUUUACAGCUCCCAGUGACCAUGUAAUAACAUAAUAUGUACUGCUCACAGUGACCCCUGUAAUAACAUAAUAUUUACUGCUCUCAGUGACCAUGUAAUAACAUAAUAUUUACUGCUCCCAGUGACCCUGUAAUAACAUAAUAUUUACUGCUCCAGUGACCCUGUAAUAACAUAAUAUUUACUGCUCCCAGUGACCCUGUAAUAACAUAAUAUUUACUGCUCCCAGUGACCCUGUAAUAACAUAAUAUUUACUGCUCCCAGUGACCCUGUAAUAACAUAAUAUUACUGCUCCCAGUGACCAUGUAAUAACAUAAUAUUUACUGCUCCCAGUGACCCUGUAAUAACAUAAUAUAUACUGCUCCCAGUGACCCUGUAAUAACAUAAUAUUUACUGCUCCCAGUGACCCUGUAAUAACAUAAUAUAUACUGCUCCCAGUGACCCUGUAAUAACAUAAUAUAUACUGCUCCCAGUGACCCUGUAAUAACAUAAUAUUUACUGCUCCCAGUGACCCUGUAAUAACAUAAUAUUUACUGCUCCCAGUGACCCUGUAAUAACAUAAUAUUUACUGCUCCCAGUGACCCUGUAAUAACAUAAUAUGUACUGCUCCCAGUGACCCUGUAAUAACAUAAUAUUUACUGCUCCCAGUGACCCUGUAAUAACAUAAUAUUUACUGCUCCCAGUGACCCUGUAAUAACAUAAUAUUUACUGCUCCCAGUGACUCUGUAAUAACAUAAUAUUUACUGCUCCCAGUGACCCUGUAAUAACAUAAUAUGUACUGCUCCCAGUGACCCUGUAAUAACAUAAUAUAUACUGCUCCCAGUGACCCUGUAAUAACAUAAUAUUUACUGCUCCCAGUGACCCUGUAAUAACAUAAUAUUUACUGCUCCCAGUGACCCUGUAAUAACAUAAUAUUUACUGCUCCCAGUGACCAUGUAAUAACAUAAUAUUUACUGCUCCCAGUGACCCUGUAAUAUCAUCAUAUUUACUGCUCUCAGUGACCCUGUAAUAACAUAAUAUGUACUGCUCCCCACUGACCCUGUAAUAACAUAAUAUUUACUGCUCUCAGUGACCCUGUAAUAAAAUAAUAUUUACCAAUCCACAGUGACCCAUGUAAUAACAUAAUAUUGAAACAAAGAACAUAGAAACAUAGAAUGUGACGGCAGAUAAGAACCAUUCGGCCCAUCUAGUCUGUCCAAUUUUCUAAAUACUUUCAUUAGUCCCUGGUCUUAUCUUAUAGUUAGGAUAGCCUCAUGCCUAUCCCACGCAUGCCUAAACUCCUUUACUGUGUUAACCUCUACCACUUCAGCUGGAAGGCUAUUCCAUGCAGCCACUACCCUCUCAGUAAAGUCAGUCCCUACAUUGGCUUCCUGUAAGAUAUAGGGCUCAAUUUAAAAUUCUGGUUCUUGCUUUCAAAUCUCUACAUAAUGCUGCUCCCACCUAUCUAUCCUCCCUUAUACACAAGUAUGUUCCGUCUAGGCCCUUACUAUCGAAGACUUACGUCUAUCUUCUGUCCGUACUCCCACCUCUGAUGCUCGCCUUCAAGAUUUCUCGAGGGCUGCACUGUUCCUGUGGAACUCUCUUCCCUCCGCCGUUGCUCACCCAGUCUCCACUGCUUCAAAAAAAUCAUUAAAAACCCACUUCUUCAUAAAAGCGUAUCAAUUAAACUGUUAAUAGCUCCAGACUGAUUCCCCUUAUGCAACUGUCACUAGUCUAAUACUAUCCUUACCUUUUUUUGUGUCAUUUUACCCCACUCCCUCUAGCAUGUAAGCUCAUUGAGCAGGGCCCUCAACCCCUCUGUUCCUGUGUGUCCAACUUGUCUGGUUACAACUACAUGUCUGUUCGUCCACCCAUUGUAAAGCGCUGCAGAAUUUGAUGGCGCUAUAUAAAUUACUGCUCUCAUUGACCCAUGUAAUAACAUACUAUUACUGCUCUUCAGUGACCCUGUAACAACAUAUUUACUGCUCUCCAGUGACCCUGUAAUAACAUAUUUUACUGCUCCCUAGUGACCCCUGUAAUAUCCCUGUGGAUUGAGGAGGAGAAAGCGCUCCUGAUCUGUGAAGCUCAGAGAUUUUAUCCUCAGAAUUUGACCAUUUUGUGGAGUUUUUCCCUGAUGGAAACCCAGAGUUGGGACAAUGUCACAGAGAAUGAGGACCGCACGUACACCAAGAGGUCCACUGUGAAGAUAACAUCGAGAAUGUGGGGUCAGAGUGUGACCUGCUGCCUGGAGCACCGCUCACUCACUGCCCCACUCAGUAAGAGCCUGAAUCUCUAUGGUAAGUCAUUGAAAUAUGUUGUCAAAAGCAUCUAAUGUAUGGGUUCAAAUGUCUAUUAAUUUAUUAAACAUCCCAAAUCCUUUUCCUUAAAUAAACUCCUUGGAUUUCAUAUUUUGUAAUAUUCACAUAGCACAUCAAAUUCCUUCUAUGUUUGGUGUGUGUUUGUAGAUGAACAUUGGUACAUCUAUAAUAGACAUAUGCAGUAUAACAUACAUUGUUACACAUAUAAUAGACACAUACAGUACAGUUAUAGAUACAUUGAUACACAUAUAAUAGACAUAGAGCAGUUAUAGAUAGUGUUACACAUAUAAUUAAAUACAGUCCAGUUAUAAAUAUUGUUUUACAGAUAUACUAGAGAUGUACAGUUAGAUCUAUUGUUACACAUCACAUACAGUAGUUAUAGAUACAUUGUUACAUAUAACAGACAUGUAUAGUAUAAUUAUAUACACAUUGUUACACAUAUAAAUAUAUAACAUACAGUAAUAGAUACAUUGUUAUAUAUGUAUAUAUAUAUAUAUAUAUAUAUAUUUGUGUUAAGGGCUCAUGAUAGUACAGAAGAUACAAACAUUGAUAAGUAUGGGAUAGUGUGAAAGAGCAAGUCGGUUGUGGUGUGCCGGAACCGACGAUGAGGUAGGCCUGUAAAUAAAGAGGGCCCACCAAUAAGAAAUGUAUGAGAAAAGGAGUUAAUAAAAGAGGAGUGGGUGGGAGGGUGAUGCGGCGCUGACCUCGAACGGUAUGGAGCCAGGUAAGGGGUGUCCCUUAAGUAGGGAGAAGGUGAGUCAUACGCCCCUCCCACAAUUACAGGCCAAAAGGCCUUAAUACUUGUGUUAAGGGCUCAUGAUAGUACAGAAGAUACCAACACUGAUAAGUAUGGGAUAGUGUGAAAGAGCAAGUCGGUUGUGGUGUGCCGGAACCGACGAUGAGGUAGGCCUGUAAAUAAAGAGGGCAAAAAGUAGAAAAUAUACUUUAUUACGAAACGAGCAGUAUACAUACUUCAACCAGACAUAUCUUGAAAGGCAUUUCUAAUUUCUUGUACUGGGUUAGGUAUGUAUCUAGAGUAUGCAGAAGACUUCCAGCGCCCUAGUGAUUUGAUAACAUGUACUGGAAUGUUUGCACUGGACGCUGUGGAGGCCGCCCCUAUGCGGAAGGAGUGGCCCGAAUAGUUAGCUGAUUUUAGGCCUAGUUGUGUAAGUAGGGACCUGACGUGGGUCAUGAAGGUGGUGGUAGUGAGUACCGAACCUUGUAGACAGAAAAGUGGUUGAGAUGGUGAUGCUUUGAAAUGCUGAGUAUAGGUGUCCAGUAAUGUGACGGGGCACCACACGUUGUGGGUAGGAUAGUAUCUAACCUCUACCGGGGGUGCGUGUUGAUUGGUUUUGGAGUGAUGCAGAGCUAAAAUAUAGUAAUCCAUGUGUUUUGUUAAGUGUGAAUGAAGCAGAAUGUGAGUGGACUGGGAUGUGUUGAUGGCGGUAAAUUCUCUUGGUCUCAAGAAACCAUAAAAGCUACGUAUAUGGCGGUUUUUAUAACAAGGUUUGUGUUGUUCGCAAAGGGUUUUGAAUCUAGUAGGCUGGAUAAAUCCUUGAAGAUAUUGAAGUCUAUAGGUAGCCUUUGCACGGUACGUGGGGGUUCGGAUCUCUGGAUACCUCUAAGGAUGUUUUUGAUCUGGUAGGAGGACAUGAAACUUGUGUUGUUUGGUUGUAAUGUUAGCAUGUGAUGUUGUAUGCCUGUCAGAUAUAGCUUGAUUGUGUUGUAAGAUAAUUUAAGUUUGAGGUGGCAAAAGAAGCAAAACCUAACAAAGAUGUCAUGAUGAAAGGUUGUGUGAUGUUGUGCAGUGACAGGAAUCUUUUAAAUAGAAGGAAAGCCCUGUCAUAUGUUCUCCGGGUAUUGGUGGACAGUGCUAAUUGUGCCAAUGUCCUGCUAUGUUGCAUAAUAGCUUCUAGUCCAUGACUAGCUGGUGGAAAGGUGGAGGGGUCGUGGCUGUACGUGCGGCUGACGGAAGUAUUUGCCGAAAAGCCUGAAAAUUGAAACGAGACAAAUUGUCAGCAGCCGUGUUACAAACACCUGGGACAUGGACACAAAACAAGAAGAAAUUGUGGCAUGCAGCUAGCCAGGUGAGUUUCCUCAAGAACCUCAUAAUGGUCAGUGACUUGGAUCGGCCUUUGUUUAUGAUGUGGCAGGUAGCUUGGUUGUCUGAGUGGCAACGUACUGACGAACCUGCCCAUAGAUGCCCCCAUGUCACGGCAGCUGCCACAAUGGGAUACAUCUCAAAUAGAGCUGAGGUAGUGGAAAAACCUUCGAGGUCCUGUACCUCUGGAGGCCAGCUACCCCAAAGCCAUUCAUUCCCGUAAAUUGCUGCAAAAACCUGUGGUAGACGCCGCGUCUGACCAGAUGGUAGGUGAGGAGUCAGACAAUUUAGGGAGAAACAUGCUUUUCCCAUUCCAGGUGGUCAAAAAGUUUCUCCACAUAAGUAGGUCUGCCGUGGCUUGGGUAUCCAGUGGUAACCUGUGUGCAUCAUGUCUAAACAGUGGGAACAUGGUUAGAAGCCGUGAGAUGAAAGCCCGGCCUUGAGGUAUAAUGCGCAUGGCAAAGUUCAGUGACCCAAGUAGAGACUGCAAUUCUUUGCGAUUGCAAGUACCGAGGGGUAUGUAGAGGUUAAUGUUGGUGAGAAUGUUCUCUAUCUUGGUGCGUGGCAGGCUGGCUUGCAUGGUGGCUGAGUCUAGCAUGAUUCCCAGAAAGGUGAUGACUGUAUCUGGUCCUUCAGUUUUGGUGGGGGAGACUGGAACACCCACCUGUUUAAAAAGACUGAUGGUUUCUAUGAGGCUACUGGGAGGGGAAGUGUUCUCUUCGAUCAGUAAGAAAUCAUCCAGGUAGUGUAUAACUGUAGGGCAUCUGGCUACAUUUAAUAAUAACCAGCAUAAUGUUUCGGCGAAUACGUCAAAAAUGGCCGGACUACUUUUUGAACCAAACGUUAGGCGUGAGAAAAAGUAGUAGUGCCCGGCCCACUUAAUGCCAUGCAGGUGCCAUAGUGUAGGGUGGAUAGGCAAUAAUUUGAAGGCAUUUGUAAUGUCAGUCUUGCUGAGCCAUGCUCCGACCCCUGCCUGCAUGAUAGCUGUAAUGGCGUGAUCUAUGGUGGAGUAUUGAAGUGAAAAUUCCUCAGAGGGGAUAAGGGAGUUCAGACUAGGUGAGGCAGAGGUGUGAGGUGCAGACAGAUCGAUGAUAAGUCUUUGUUUGUGGGAAGAUUUCCCUGUGACAAUACCGAUGGGGUUUGUCCGCCAUGUGGAAAAAGGAGAGGACUGAAAGGGUCCCAAUAGGAAGCCCUCUGCCACUUCUUUGGCUAUGAGUGUGCUAACCGCUGUAGGGUUUUGUUGUGCAGAUUGUAAAUUAGGACAUUCAAGGAUUCCUGAAGGCAUGUGUAUGAGACCAGUAUGGAAUCCUUGUGAUAGACCAGUGAUGAUGAAGUCUACCAAAUGUCUGGAUGGAUGUCGUGACAGUAAUGCCGUGAGUACAGAAAUAUUUAUCUCGGUUAAGUAUUGCUUAGGGUACAUUUUAUUUGGACACAUGGUUUUCGCAUGUGCCCUAAAACAUUUUGAACAUAUAUGCAAUAACCGACAACCGCUGUAAUUACAUGCACCGACAUUGAAAUUAUUACAUAUUUGGGACUUCCCCAAAAACUUGAUAGGUCGACCCAGUUUGUCUUUGGGUGUUCUCUCUGCUGACACAGCGGAGCUAGUGCCCUGCGAGGUGGUAGGUUCGUUCGCAGUGGUCGGACAAAAAUUGGCAGUAUGAGCCAUGGAGGAGCAGUGUGCACAGGCCGGUGCUCUUAGACCUGCAAAGUGCCUGCAAAAAAUGAUCGUAUCAAUCUUACUCCAGUUGGACCUUGUCCCGUACUGUGAGAAGGCGCCAGACACUUUGGCAGAAAAGGAUCUAUGGUAGUCAUAGAAAGCUGACCCACCAUAUUUGUUGCCCAGAUCAACCAGCCUGUGUAUAUAUAAGUCAAACUCCUCACGUCUGUGGGGAUAUACCGUACAGACCACAUCCCGAUAAAUGCCAAAAGCUAAUACAAAUUCUGGAAUGGUUAGCUUCCUAUUUAAUCGUGCAUCCCUAGAUUUGACCACCACAGAAAUAUCGCCAUAAGCGUAGGUCUUAUGUUCCACUAUAUCCUGGGAGGCAAUUAGUAGUGAGGCCAGAUUGACAUCUUUACCUUCCAGGAUAUCUCUCCUGAGGUGCUCAGGAAUCAUGUGGGCAGGGUAAACUUCUUGGUCAUCCGAGGUGAUAGCUGGAGAAACUGAUUGCAACUCCACCACUGAUGGGGGAAUUGCCGUGGCCGGUCCAGCCAUAGUGAGGGCUGUAGUGACCGAUUCAAGUUUCUCCAGCCUAGAAUUGACCUUGCUCAUGGAUGUCAUGAGGGACGUGAGCAUGUCAUGUAUGUUCCCUGGGUGGGACUGGCUCGACCCUUCCCCAGCGUCCGUGUUAUCGGUUGAGGUGUGUAAUAAUCUGUAAAGUUCCGCUUUCCUUGCUGUUGCUGGAAAAGGGAUUUGUCGUCUCCUGAGUUCGCUAGUGAUACGAGGGAUAGUCCAUGAUCUGAAAGAUGCUGGACUAGCCGUAUCUUCCUCCUGUGAUGGGGUGUUGGUUCUAGCCGGAGUCCUUGGGAUGGAGAAAUCCUCUACCCCUUCUUGCGACAUACUAGAUUACAAAGUAUAUGGUUAGCGUAAAAACCCCCGAGGGGAUGUACUGGCAGGCUAAUUAUGCCGGAUGAGGCGAAAAAUUAAACUUGUUCUUUGGUGACAGGUGAGGCCCUGCUAGUUGCCAAGUGGCUAUGAGAGGCUCUAUCUAUGCGUUGGCGCGAGGGGUUAUUGAGGCCACCCGACGUAGUGGCAGGAAUUCGUAGGCCUCUCGGUGACAAUACAAGAAAACAGGGGAAGGGAGUGACAGGUGGCACCCUCUCUAUAAUGCGAGGCGGCUAACUCACGUGUGGCCCGGGGGGCAUUACCUCCGAAACGUUGAGGCGGGGUGUUGGCCUCGCGGACCACUAAACGAUAGGCAGAAUGCCUGGAGGGGGGAUACCUAUUUGGGCCUAUAACCCCUGAAAUUGCCAGUACUCUAUGUCCUAAGUAGAGGAGGAACCAUAUGUGAUGUAUGGCGUGAGCAGGCUUAACGUACCUGGUAGUAUGUAUGCGUUUGAUAAGCGAUAGGUAGAGAAAACUGGAAAAACCUAAAGGGAUAGAAAAACCAAAUAUGAUAGUGUGAGAAUUGGAUCCUAUGAUACCAAUUUAGACUAGUUAGUUGUGGUGAGUUCUAGUAGUACAUAUGGAAUGGGAAUAUAUGAAUGAUAUUGGCCCGACUGGCCCUGUCUGUGGUAUGGUAAUCAUGCUUGGGGGUGUGUAUGAUAUGUCUCUAUGGUGACCAGAUUUAAUAGUAAUGCUAGUGUUUGUAGUAUAAUAAGGUGCAGGAUUUAAAACAAUACCGUAUAUGUUAGGCCGUAAACGUAAGCCAUGAAAAGAGGUAAGUACGAGGUACAGAAAUAUUUGAGAAGUUAUCCCAAUUAGGAAACAACGUGAUGUAUGAGUGGUUGAAUCAAGACGUGUGAUUCAACCCGAAAGUUUGUGAGAUUUAUGAGACCGUGUUCUUGUGUACUUGGUAUGUCGUUUGAGUACACAAAGAAAAAGUCAGAAUAUAUAAGUGCCAUGUAAGAAACGUGAGUACAUGGUAUGAUAGAAACGUAAUUUCUAAACAUAAUUUUUAACGUAAAUCCUACAAAAGAUAUCUGUGAAAUGUAAAAGCUUGUCUAAGCUUAACUCCAUAAAUAAAUGUAUAUAACAUGAAGAAUUUCAAUAAAACUUUAAUGAUACCAUAUCUGCUAAAAGAUUAAACCAUAACCUAAAUAAACACUUAUUCAUGAGUAGUUAACAGGGGUAUUGCCCCAGUCAUGCAAGGAUUUUGUAAUUUGCAUAAAAUAAUUAACAGUAAUAACAUAAAACCAAUUAUAGCUGAUGAUAUGCAUAACAAGUUUGCUUAAUACAAGAAAAACCGAACCGAUAUGCCUGCCGGCAGCAAAGGGGUUAAUAUGCCUGUGACUUGGCCGUAAAGCGUGUGGCCGUAAAGUAAGGCCGUUUAAAAUCGCGACGCCGUGGGAAAUGAUCCGGGCGACGGACUUACGAUUUUGAAGUCCUGUGGACUUAAUCUGCGACGAAAACACCGGGUAUGUGCGCGGCUGAACGGGCGGAAAACCUGUAAGGAUUCCUGGACACAGCUACACCAAACGAAAACCGCGGGUUUUGAAAAGCAAGAUGGCGCCGUACGUGAACCGGAAGUGGAUUCUCGAUGCGGCGCUGACCUCGAACGGUAUGGAGCCAGGUAAGGGGUGUCCCUUAAGUAGGGAGAAGGUGAGUCAUACGCCCCUCCCACAAUUACAGGCCAAAAGGCCUUAAUACAUAUAUAUACAGUAUAGUUAUACACAAUGUUUUACACAUACAAUCAGGGCCGGGCUGGCCCACCGGAAUACCGGGAAAUUUCCCGGUGGGCCGUCGGCACCUGGGGCCUGGCAGACACCUGGGUCUGCUGGCGGCCGCUGGGGAGGUCUUCUGGGGACUUGUCCUGGCGGCCGCUGGGGGAGCUGUGCUGGCUCUGCUCUCCCGCCCUCGCGCGCUGCUGAAUGAGACCGGCGCCGGAAUAUGACGUCAUAUUCCGGCGCUGGUCUCAUUCAGCAGCGCAUGAGGGCGGGAGAGCAGAGCCAGCGCAGCUCCCCCAGCGGCCGCCAGGACAAGUCCCCAGAAGACCUCCCCCUGGCAGGUAUUAGUAAUCUGUCUGUCUGUCAUUGUGUAAAUGAAGUGUGUGUGUGUGUUUCUGUGUCUGUCAUGGUGUAAAUGUGUGUUUAAAAAUAGUGUUUUUGCUCACCACUUUUUUUUUUUUUUUUACGCAGCAUGCUGGUCUCCCCUCGACUGGCCCUGCCUCUAUAGCUGAGAUCAUCAAGCUUGGUGAUCUCAGCCAAUCCAAUGUAUCUCUAUGGGGAACGUUCAGCACCUACAGAGUGUGGAGGCCCUGAAUGUAGGUGCACUAACACAGGAAGCACCUCUAGUGACUGUCACUAGCAGUGUCACUUUGAAGCAAUGUAAACACUGACUUUUCUCUGAAAAGUCAGUGUUUACGUUGAAAAGCCUGUAGGGACAUGCCACCACAUUAAGCUGUGUGUGUGAGUCUGCUAGUGAGUGAGCUUGUGUUUUUAUGUCAAUAAGCUGAUGUAUAUCCGUAAGAUUGUUUGUCUAUGAGGCUGUGUGUCGUUGAGAUGUCAGUGAAAUUGCCUGUGUCUGCAUGUGAGUAUGCUUACUGUAUAAUUAAACGUUUUACCCUGAAAGGACCAAUAUUUUAUAUUAGAAAGAGAGAUAGAUAGAUAUAUAUAUUCUCUCUCAAUCAUCUGUCCUGGCAAGACAUAGCCUUACAUAUUACAUGCGAUAAUAUCUGGCACAAUUUUUUUUUAUUUUAUUUUUUUCAGGGCUGCUUUGGAUCCCCAGUCUAGCCCUGCAUACAAUUGGAGACAUAUACAGUACAGUUAUAGAUAAAUUGUUACACAUAUAAAGGACACAUACAGUACAGUUUUAGAUACAUUGUUACAGUUAUAGUAGACAUACACAAUUCAGUUAUAGAUGCAUUGUUACACUGUGUGUGUGUUGUAUAUUUGCCGUGAGGCAAACAAGGCAUUUGCCUUUGGCGGCACUUUCAAGGGAGCAGCAAGAAACUCCGUCCCCAAAUGCCUUGUAAGCCUCAGGGCAGGCAGCAAGUUGAAGUUCAGGCGGGCGGAGAGGGAGCGCUGAUUUGUGAGCUCUCCCUGCUCUGCUUCCGCACGCUGCACAGUGAUGCUGGGAGCCGGAAUAUGACGUCACAUUCCUGUUCCCAGCAUCACUCUGUGGCACCUCUGGACUUCAACUGGCUGCCUGCCCAAACAACCCAGCCAGCAGCCCCACUGGACCCCAAAGGUAGGGAAGCUGGGUGAAUUAAAAAUAAAAUAAAUAAUAAUCUGUGAGUGGUUGUUACGGUACCUCCAGUAAUUAAAUGCACAAACCGCUGUUUAGUGAAUGGUCCCCGUUCGCAAUACUGUGGUCUGGUAGCGUAGACAGUGAAACCAUGCGAACCGCCAGCUAGGGAACACUCCAAACUCCCGAACGGUACCUGUAAGGCUCUUUCCCUUCUCGAGCUCCAAAUGCACGAAUCGCUAAUAGCAGCCGAACGGCAAUAGUUUCCAAGCGGCAAAUAAUUCCAAUAAGCAGUCUCUAGGCACCGGUAAUAAAAUCCCCCCCAAUAACGAGACCAAGCUCCGCUUUGAGGGUAAAACACGAACUGAUUUACUGUGGGCUACCUGCCCGGUAUUUAUGCAGGUCUCCCACUUGGUGGACACUCCCCUAGGGGACCAAAUGGGAGACUGGAAUACCCCACAAUAUUCCCAGCAUGCAUCACAGUUUCCUCCCCUCUGCUCGGGAGAUAACUGGGAAGUAAUUCAAUUAUCUCCCCGAGCAGAGGCAAAUCGCCAUUUUAACUCAAAGUUAUAAAACACAUUAAAAUACAUAACUUUCUAAUUGCCGAACAUAUUGUAUUCGUGUAACACAUCCCCAGAUAGCCUGGAUCUGAGUGCAUAUUAUUGGCGAAUAGCGCUCAGAUCCCAUGCGCAUAGUUCAAUCGCCAUGGAGUCAAAGUCUAUUACAGUUCUUCGGUAUGCGAUUGACUCCAUGGGAAGGCUAUCUGGGCUAAGUCCAUUCGUGUUGUUUAAAACUCGAACGCCAGCAUUCGCAUGCUUUGUCGCAUUGAGAAGGGGAGACGACGCCUAGCGCCGUGUUCAGCCGGUGCGUCCGCCAGUUCCAUGAAUUAACCGUCAACACCGCUGGUCUUUCGUGCAUGGUUUAAAAUGGCCACCGCGGGUCGACAUACCAAUCCAUCUACCUCACCCGGUGACGUUUUAAUUGAGAAGGCCCGUGGUUAACCCAACGCUCUAAUUGGGAUCAAUAGGUUAACCAGCAGCAAAUACUCUUCCGGUGGCCGUCCGCUCGGUAGUUCCGCUCUAAUAAAAAAAGGAUAUUCCCUAAACAAAGCAUACUAAUGGGGAAUUCAUGCAAUUGGCAAUACAGACUAAUACAGUGGCCUUUAGUCCAUACAGAUGGGUCUGUCACAGUGGGGGGGUUCUGUCAAUGCGUGUCUCUGAGUGUGUCUGUGAGGGAGCGUGUGUCUUUUAGGGUGAUUGUUUGUGUCUGUCAGUGUCAAAUCUGUGUGUGUGUAUGUCAGUGUGUUUGUCAGUCAAAGUUUGUGUUAGUCUUUGACAGGACGAGGUGUGGCCUUAACAGGAAGGGUUGGGACAAUUUAAAUUGGGGGGGCGGGUGUAGGGGAGGUGCCCAAGUUCCGUCAUGCCUAGGGCAGCACAGAUCCAGUAUAAACCACUAAUUAGAUCCGUGUGUAUCUAUUCUGAUGCUGCCUAUGAGAGGUGGAAACGUUGUCUGGGGUCGCUGUAUCUCUCUCUUGUUAGGGAUAUCAUUGAAUACACUGUAUGAUUAAUAAUGAUGUCUCUGGUUUAUCACAGGCUCGGUGACGUCUCUUUACCAUCAGUUGUUUCCGGUGCGAGUUCUGAUGACUCUGAUUCUCAUAUUAAGUCCGUUAAUCUGCCAGUUGUAUAUUCACUUCGCCAAAUGA
This is a messenger RNA of Pelobates cultripes (western spadefoot toad), 18319 nucleotides long. The record is from the annotation of a GenBank genome assembly. NCBI's taxonomy places the organism in Eukaryota, Metazoa, Chordata, Amphibia, Anura, Pelobatidae.